Morone saxatilis (striped sea-bass) is the source of this 2142-nucleotide messenger RNA. It is a transcript of the gene slc22a5, whose product is annotated as solute carrier family 22 member 5. The coding region runs from base 172 to 1821 and encodes 549 amino acids. Lineage: Eukaryota; Metazoa; Chordata; Actinopteri; Moronidae. Gene Ontology annotation, cellular component: membrane. Gene Ontology annotation, molecular function: transmembrane transporter activity. The transcript is spliced from 10 exons. Gene Ontology annotation, biological process: transmembrane transport. The record is from RefSeq and is a predicted model, not a curated record.
ACUAGAAACUGAAGUCCCACUGAGGGUCCAGCUCACUCUGCCCCACAGAGAGCUCAACCAUACCACUGUGGUACAAAGCUGAGCACUUCAGGAGGGAUACCACGUCGCAUACUCUGAAGAAUUUCAGAGGAUUUUUUUCUCCCUCGGAGCAGGGAGGCAUUUUUAUAAAGAAUGGGAGACUAUGAUGAAGACACUGCAUUCCUCGGACAGACUGGUCCCUAUUUCUGGACCACAUUCUUCCUCUUAAACACAGUUUUUGUCUCAACUGGAUUCAACGGACUUUACAUUGUGUUUGUUGGGGCAGCUCCGAAACACCACUGUCUCAUUCCAGACGUGAACUUAACUGAUGAGUGGACAAAUGCCGUCAUUCCCUUUACGAUAGUGGAUGGUGAGGAGGUGCAGAACCAGUGCAGCAGAUACAAGCUGGAUGUGGUGAGAAAUCUCUCUGCUGAGGGAUAUGUUCCUGGAAGGGAUGUCAACCUCACUAGCCUGGAGCUGGAAGGAUGUUUAGAUGGAUGGAACUACAGCAAAGAGAUCUACCAAUCCAACAUAGUCACUGAGUGGGACCUUGUUUGUGAUAACCAGUGGAAGGUUCCCUUUGCAUCCUCAACUCUCUUUGUAGGAUACCUCUUUGGGUCCCUAAUCUCAGGACAGCUUUCUGACAGGUUCGGGAGGAAGAAAGUUGUUUUCAUCUCUCUGGCGGCCCAGUGUGUCUCGGUGCUGCUUCAGUCCUUCUCUUAUUCAUGGAGGAUGUUCUGCAUCAUGUUCCUCUUUGUUGGAGCCUCCCAGAUAUCCAUCUAUAUUUCUGCAUUUGUACUAGGAACGGAAUUGUUAAGUAAAACUAUGCGUGUGGUCUUCACAACUCUCGGGGCUUUUCUAUUCUAUUGCAUUGGGUACAUGACACUACCCUGGAUUGCAUACGGCAUCAGAGAAUGGAGGACUCUUCUUGCUGUUCUGUCCAUGACUUCUGUGGUCUACAUCCCAUUGUGGUGGUUCAUCCCAGAGUCUCCUCGGUGGCUGAUCACUCAGGGACGAGUGGAGGAGGCCGAGGCCAUCGUGAGAGAUGCUGCAAAGAAAAAUAAAGUUGAGGCACCACCAGUCAUUUUUAAAGAAUUUUUGCUACAGGCAAUGCCUCCAAGCAGGACAUAUACCAUGCUUGAUAUUCUCAAAUCCAAGAACAUCAGAUGCAUCACUCUGAUGUGUCUGCUUUUGUGGAUGGCAAUAAACAUUGGGUAUUUUGGAUUAUCCUUGAACACCUCCAACCUGAGUGGCAACCCCUUCAUGAACUGUUUUUUAUCAGCUACUACUGAGGUCCCUGCCUAUGUUGUUUCUACUUGGCUGCUAAGGAAAUGUCCAAGAAGAAUACUUCUGUCAACGUUCCUCAUCAUUGGGGGAGGAGUUCUUCUUCUCAUCCAGUUCAUCCCUGAUACCCUUCAGCAUGUUGCUCUGGCACUGGAAAUGACUGGGAAGUUUGGCUUCACCAUGGCCUUCAGCAUCGUCUACAUCUACACUGCUGAGAUUUACCCUACUGUACUCAGGAACGUCGGCAUGGGAAUGUGCUCCUCUGCUGCACGCAUUGGCAGUAUCACAGCUCCUUAUGUCAUCUAUCUAGGUUCUUAUAAUAAGGUUCUACCUUAUAUUCUCAUGGGAAGUCUCACAAUUGCCUCAACUGUGGUUAACUUCUUCCUGCCGGAGACCUUCAACAGAGAUCUUCCAGAAACAGUGGAGCAGAUGCAAGAAUGUCAGGGGUUGUGCAAUGGACCCAAAAAUAAGAAGUAUGUAGAAAAUGGAGGAAGUGGCAACCCAACCCUACAAAUCUGAUGUGCAAACACUUACUCCAUAGUUUUUGUCAUUUUUUUAAAAACUUUUUAUUUUUUUACUUAAUUGAUGCUCUCUAAUUCAAGAUUUUUUUUUAAAUUGUUGCAAAAAUGGCAAAUUUUUUGAUUUUAGAGAAAUUUCUCUGUUCUGCAGAGCCAUGUUAUCCCUAUUCUGGGUCAACACUGUGUGGGAGAGGAUUCAUUUCCCAGCAGGUUGAUGACCCUGAUAAUACAAUGAUGUAAUGCUGUUACAUCAGGCAUCUCUAUAGUCCAAGGAAGAGCAAAGACCCCACUGAACUUGUUCAGAAGAUUUUGAAAAGGAUUG